Messenger RNA from Spodoptera exigua (beet armyworm), 441 nucleotides. The record is from the annotation of a GenBank genome assembly. Lineage: Eukaryota; Metazoa; Arthropoda; Insecta; Lepidoptera; Noctuidae.
AUGGGCAACACUCGUCCUUGUGCACUCCAGCUGUCUGGAGACAAAGAGGGGGAGACAGAAGGUUCAGUCCAUGCAGAGACACAACAGAACUGCGUCUCUGGGCUAUCGUCUGGCGCACCAAUCACUGUGAAAGGAUACUAUCUAGUAUUAGGCCGCGCCCGGCCACUGCGGCCCGCGCCCCCGCGCUGCCUGUACCGCGCGCCGUAUAUACUCAACCACCAGCUUGAAGGGUAUAUGGGGCCUAGUACCGAUACUGUGUAUGCAAUAAAGAUAAGCCCGUCAGCCCUGCAUCAGAGUGUGGUACACGGCAUCACGCCGCCUGUUGAGGCAAUGGCAGCGGCACACUGCACACGUGCCGGAGUCGGUCCAUUUACUGCGCAACAAGAAGCCAGCGGUUGUAAUAGAGCGGCCGCGGCCGGCGACGCGACGCGGGGGAGUUGA